AUGCGUAUUCGCCUACAGCCUCGCAGGCGACCACAAGGUAAGCGACCCACAGGUAAGCUGAAUAUUGCCUUCUUGUCUUUGCCCGCUCAUCAUCUACAUUUCAUCAAUGAGCUCGCCCAACGGUUAGACAACCUUCAAAUCGCUGCCGCCGACGACGCCGCCAACGACGCCGCCACUGCCGAGAACGCCUCCGUGGAGAUCCGUUGGUGUCGACUUCGAGACACGGUCCAGUCUACGCCGCUAGCCGUCCUCGGUCGCGCACGCCGCCAACACCAGGACUGGUUAGACGACAACGACGCCGCCAUCAGAAAUCUGCUUGCUGAGCAGAACCGCCUACACAAAGCCUACGUAGAUCACCCCACAGCGGACAACAAAGCUGCCUUCUACCGCAGUCGCCGACAGCUUCAGCAACGACUGCGCGAGAUGCAGGACGCCUGGACUGCUCGCAAAGCUGAGGAAACCCAAGGCUACGCGGACCGCAACGAGUGGAAGAACGUCUUCUUCUCCGCGAUCAAAGCUGUCUACCGUCCGCCGACGAAGGGCACUGCUCCUCUCCUCAGCGCCGACGGCAGUACCCUCCUGAAUGACAAGACACAAAUUCUGCAGAGAUGGGCCGAGCAUUUCCGUGGCGUCCUUAACCGCCCCUCCACCAUCUCCGACGCCGCCAUCGCUCGUUUGCCGCAAGUGGAGACCAACGUGGACCUCGACCACCCGCCAUCUCUCCAGGAAACCAUCAGGGCCGUGCAGCAGCUCUCCAUUGGGAAAGUACCCGGAUCGGACGCAAUCCCUGCUGCGGUCUAA
Messenger RNA from Spirometra erinaceieuropaei, 801 nucleotides. Lineage: Eukaryota; Metazoa; Platyhelminthes; Cestoda; Diphyllobothriidea; Diphyllobothriidae. The record is from the annotation of a GenBank genome assembly.